CCGGUGCCACGCCAUGAUGCUGGACUGUUUCGCAGGGAUUUCCUUGGGAGCUUUGCUGGGCUAUCUGCUGCGACCGCAGAAAAGUCAAGGAGGCACGUCAGGCGCCGAGCCAGUCGCAGUCACAACAGAGGAUCUAGUACGAAGAUCUUCAGGCCGUCAUGCAUCAAAGACUGUGCCCGAGAAGUUGCAGAACACGCUCUCCUUGUACCCCUUCAAGCAGCAUGUGGAGUCCAUCACUGCGAAGUCGGAGGCCGAAGCUCCGCCUGCGCCUCCGCCGCCGGCGGUUUUGGAGGAGGCCGUGCCACCUCCCAGGUCCUUCCAUCGGAGGAUCUCGGGGAAAUUCACCCAGAAUGAAAACAAGGUGGUGGAACAAAAGGUGGUUCUUGCCAUGGUCGGCUUGCCUGCUAGAGGAAAGUCGUACAUCUCAAAAGCCAUUGUCCGCUACUUGAAUUUCUGCGGCUGUCCAACAAGACUCUUCAACGCGGGCAACUUGCGUCGCGAGAGUGGGAAGAGUGGCGUCGAUGCAAACUUUUUUGACCAAAAGAAUGCCGAUGCGAAAAGGCUGCGGGAUGAAAUGGCCAUGGAGUGUUUGGAUCAGGUCUUAGACUUCCUGGAGGCAUGCGGCAGGGCGACAGCAGUUGGGAUUUUGGAUGCCACAAAUACAACGCUGGACAGACGGAGGAAAGUGAAGGAGAAGGUCUGUGGACGCCAAGGCAUUCGACUGAUUUUCUUGGAGUCCUUGUGUGACGACGAGGAGAUAUUGCAAAACAACUACGAGCUCAAGUUAGGGAACGAAGACUACAAGGGAAUGAAUGCUGAGAGAGCCCUUCAAGAUUUCAAGAACAGAGUGCAUCAAUAUGCUGAAGUUUACGAACCAGUUGAAGAUCACGAAUGUGACCAUAGAUGUGGCUACAUCAAAUUGAUCAAUGCUGGAGAGAAAUUGAUAUGCUACCGCUGCCGCUCCAAAGAUGAUGAGUAUGGUGUGGUGAGGUAUAUCUUUGGUUUGAUGGGAAGCAUUAACCUCGGCAAGCGUUGCAUCAUGAUCGCAAUGGUCGGAGAGACCGAGCAUGACAGGAAAGGCCUUUUGGGUGGAGACUCUGAGUUGAGUGAAGCAGGUCAGCGGCAUGCAGCUGCUAUUGCUCGACUUGUUGGUGAACGCGAACGACAAGCGGGCAAGCCUGUCCUGGUGAUGUGCGGCACCUUGGCGCGACACUUACAGACGGUUGAAGCGCUCAAGGGAGUGAAUGGCUGCAGUGACACUCAGUGCAGAACAGUCUUGAAAUUUGCUCGUUUGAAUGAGUUGUGCGCUGGUCUUUUGGACAGCCUAUCUUACAAGGACAUGAAAGAGCUCUAUCCGGAGGAGUGGGAAGAGCGUCGAAAGGACAAACUCAACUACCGCUACCCCGGAGUUGGUGGUGAGAGCUACCAGGAUGUGGUGUUUCGCCUCACCUACUUGGUCCUGCGACUCGAGCAGGUCAUGGGAAACGUCCUCCUGCUUUGCGACAAGGCUGUGUGCCGCGUGUUAUUGGCUUACUUUCGGGGAGUUCCGUUGGAGGAAAUGCCGUUCUUGGAGGUUCCCCGCUCUGUGAUCACCUUUGAGCGAUCGCACUUUGGCUUUAAGGAGGAUCGCAUUGAUGCACCGGGCAUGAAGCAAUGUGCGGACUCGGCAGCUGACUUCCAAGCCUAUGGAGGCGGUGGAGAUACUUAACAGACCCUGAGAGGACAGGCUAUCUCCGCAGUCAAUCUGUCAAUCUGCCCCAGCAAUAUGUCAU
Molecule: messenger RNA, 1772 nt
Organism: Cladocopium goreaui
Lineage: Eukaryota; Dinophyceae; Suessiales; Symbiodiniaceae
Source: the annotation of a GenBank genome assembly